Messenger RNA from Arvicanthis niloticus (Nile rat), 660 nucleotides. Its product is annotated as dynein regulatory complex protein 9. The record is from RefSeq and is a predicted model, not a curated record. Gene Ontology annotation, cellular component: sperm flagellum; cytoplasm. Gene Ontology annotation, molecular function: protein binding. NCBI's taxonomy places the organism in Eukaryota, Metazoa, Chordata, Mammalia, Rodentia, Muridae. Gene Ontology annotation, biological process: sperm axoneme assembly; cilium organization.
AUGUUGUCAGUCAGAACACUCAUGAUUAGUGGUCUUACUGCAUGUGGUCCUCCAGCAGGGAACGGGAAUGAUUACAUUGCACACCUCAGGGAUCAGUUACAAGGGAUGAAGGCGAAAACCAACUUGGAGAAUCUUUAUAUGAAAAGAAAUACUGAGCUGCAGAUUGCCCAGACCCAGAAGAAAUGUAACCGGGCAGAAGAACUCUUGCUGGAGGAGAUUGAGAAACUGAGGAUGAAAACUGAAGAGGAGAACCGGGUUCACACGGAGAUUGAAAUGUUCCUUAAAAAUCAGCAGCAGAAACUUGAGGAGAAGCUAGAGUUCUGGAUGGAGAAAUUUGAUAAAGACACAGAAGCAAAGCAGAAUGAGUUAAAUGCUCUCAAGGCCGCCAAGGCCAGUGACCUAGCACACCUUCAAGACCUGGCAAAGAUGAUCCAGGAAUAUGAACAGGUCAUUAUUGAGGACCGGAUAGAAAAGGAGAAGACCAGGAAGAAGUUGGAGCAGGAUGACCUCGAACUGAGGAGCAUUGUGAAGCUCCAGGCCUGGUGGCGAGGCACAGUGGUCCGGAAGGAAGUCGGAAAUUUCAAAAUGCCCAAGAAAGACAAAGAUGACAGCAAAGAUUCGAAAGGCAAGGAGAAGGAGAAGCGGAGAGGCAAGAAGUAA